This is a messenger RNA of Thermothielavioides terrestris NRRL 8126, 1545 nucleotides long. RefSeq lists its product as uncharacterized. The record is from RefSeq and is a predicted model, not a curated record. The transcript is spliced from 4 exons. Gene Ontology annotation, molecular function: protein binding. Lineage: Eukaryota; Fungi; Ascomycota; Sordariomycetes; Sordariales; Chaetomiaceae. The coding region runs from base 294 to 1241 and encodes 315 amino acids.
UGUGGGGAGGUUGGACGACCCUGUCCCUGCGGAUUGCGGCUCCGGUCGAGCUAACGGAGCGCUGCGGAGUGUAUUUCCAAUGUGAAGAGCGAGAAAGCCGCCUAGAGGUACACAGUAGCUGCAGUGCCCCGCCAUCAGCAGCGGGGCCUUCCCACUGCUUGCACGGAGUACCUUAUCCCCCAAGAACAGGCCUCGAACACCUCAUCGGCACCGCGCCCGCAAAGCAUCACCAGCGCGGUACUCACCAUCUGCCAUCGAAUUUAACACCGCCACUUCUCAUAUCCACAAAUACAAUGACUAAAUCCGACCUCGACCUCCUGCUCGAGAUGGGCUUCGAGCAGGCUCGUGCCGAGCUCGCAGUCAAGAAAACCGGCGGCCUGCAACAAGCCCUGAACUGGCUGGAGGAAAAUCAGGACAAGCCCCUGGAAGAGCUACAAGCAAGCCAGUCGGCCGCCACAACUGCUGGCGGGGGCGACCAGGAGGGCAACUCAUCAGCUUCUCCGGGGGAGACGGCCCGCUCUCUCGUCUGCAACGAGUGCGGCAAGAAGUUCCGCAACCAUGAUCAAGCCUCGUUCCACGCCUCUAAGACAGACCACACCGACUUCUCCGAGUCAACGGAUGAGAUCGCGCCGCUAACAGAGGAAGAGAAGAAGGCCAAACUGGAGGAGCUCCGAAAGAAGCUGGCGGAGAAGAGGGCAAAGCAAGCCGUCGCGGACAGGGAAGAAGCGAAGCGGAAUGAGCAAAUCCGCUUGAAAUCCACCAAGGAGACCCAGGACCUUAAGGAAGAGCUCCAGCGCAAGGAGCAGAUCAAGGAGGCGGCCAAGAAGCGGCAGGAGAAGCGCGAGGACCUUGAGGCCAAAAAGCGGAUCAAGGCCCGCAUCGAGGCUGACCGGGCGGAGCGCAAGCGCCGGGAGGAGGAAGCCAAGGCCAUGAGAGAGGGCAAGCCUCUGCCGGGCCAGACGGCCCCGCCGGCGGCUCCCGCUCCCGCAGCCUCGGCACCCGGCCCGGCGGCGGCCGUUGCUCGACUACGGCUCCAGACUAGCAAGGGGAACAUCGUCAAGUCCUUCCCGAGCGAGACUACGCUGUUCGAGGUCGCCCAGCAGAUCGAAGGGGAGAUCGGUGCGCCUGUCACCAGCUUUUCGAUGACCUUCCCGAAGAAGACAUUCGAGGCCGGCAUUGACUUCGGGCAGACCCUCGCCGAGGCCGGUCUGACGCCUAGUGCGGUGCUGCUUGUCAAAUGAGAGGGGAGCUCUGCGAGGCUGCGGACGGAUACGGUUGUCGGCCGGCGCUAGCCAUUGCCUUCAGCUCGUCCCCCUCUUCUACGAUCAUCAUACGAAUGAUCAAAUAUCAGUGACACGGCGUUCUAGGACGGGAUAUGGAGUUCGGCCUUGCUUCUGGGAAGAUGAGGGGCUGGGAAAGCUACGCCACCCGACUUGGGCGUCAGGUAUCACGGUUUACACUACUGUUAGAUGGGUGCGUCUUUCGAUCCAUUCUGGUCUCGGAAAGGGCGCACAGAAAAGCGCCCUUGUUUCUACAUCUGCACUG